This is a messenger RNA of Perognathus longimembris pacificus (Pacific pocket mouse), 3294 nucleotides long. It is a transcript of the gene Cdc25a, whose product is annotated as cell division cycle 25A. The record is from RefSeq and is a predicted model, not a curated record. Gene Ontology annotation, biological process: positive regulation of G2/MI transition of meiotic cell cycle; positive regulation of G2/M transition of mitotic cell cycle; G2/M transition of mitotic cell cycle. Gene Ontology annotation, molecular function: protein tyrosine phosphatase activity. Lineage: Eukaryota; Metazoa; Chordata; Mammalia; Rodentia; Heteromyidae. Bases 610 to 2163 code for a protein of 517 amino acids. The transcript is spliced from 15 exons. Gene Ontology annotation, cellular component: cytoplasm; nucleus.
UGUGUCGUGCGUGUGUGCCGGCGGGAAGCUCGGUUGUCGGGGGGCGGCGGCGUGGGUGCGCGGAGGCGUGUGGAGCGGGUGAGCACGGAGGCCCGGCCGUCCCUCGAGGUCCGCGCCCGCGGCGCCCCCCGCCCCCACCCCGCCGCACCCCCACCGCACCUCCGCGGCUCGCCAGGUGGGGUUCGGGUCGCGGCUUUCGGAUCGCGGGAGCCCGCCCGGCUCUCCCCACCCCCACCCCCGCUACCCGCACUUGGGGGCUGGCGGUGCUGGUGCCGGGUGCCGGCGGUGCUGGUGCUCGGUGGGUGAGCGGCGGAGCUGGGUGUGUGUGUGUGGCGGGGGAUCGCGCCGGGGGAUCCCCGGUUCCGGGCCUCCCCUCACCGCCGAGGACAUCCGCCCGUCCGCGCCGCGCCGUCCGCGGCGGCCGCGUCCCCGAACCUCGGGGUCGGGUGUUUGUGCUUGCUCCCGCGGGGCCGCCGGGCGGCCGUGGCACGCGUCCUGAAGCCGGUGCCUGCGGGGCGGCCGAGGUAGAGCGACUACGGAGCGGGGGGAACCCCCCCUCCCCCUUCCACCACCACCCUCAACCUGGGCAGCCCCGGUGCCGCCGCCGCCAUGGAACUGGGCCCGGAGCCCCCCCACCGCCGUCGGCUGCUCUUCGCCUGCAGCCCUCCCGCGCCCCUGUCCACGGCCCAGGCCUUGUUGGGCACGGCCGCUGAUGGGGGGAUGUCCCCUGUCACCAACCUGGCCGUCACGAUGGACCAGCUGCAGGGCCUGAGCAGUGAGUGUGAGCAGCCACUGGAGUUGAAAAACAACAGCAGUCUUCAGAGAAUGGGCUCUUCCGAAUCCACAGAUUCAGGUUUCUGUCUAGAUUCUCCUGGACCCUUGGACAGAAAAGAAAACCUUGAAAAUGCCAUGAGGAGAAUAAAUUCCCUGCCUCAGAAAUUUUUGGGGUGUAGCCCAGCUCUGAAGAGGAGCCAUUCUGAUUCUCUGGACCAUGACUUCUUUCAGCUCAUCGACCAGGAUGAAAACAAGGAAAACGAAGCCUUUGAGUUUAAGAAGCCAGUAAGACCUGCAUCUCGUAGCUGCCUUCAUGCCCAUGGACUUGACCAGGGCAAAGAUGUCUUCACACAGCGGCAGAACUCAGCCCCAGCACGGAUGCUAUCGUCACAUGAAAGAGAGACUGAGACAGGGAAUUUCGUCCCAUUUUUUACACCCCAGUCACCUGUGACAGCCACUUUGUCUGAUGAGGAUGAUGGUUUCAUGGACCUUCUUGAUGGAGAGAAUCUGAAGAAUGAUGAGGAGACCCCAUCGGGCAUGGCAAGCCUCUGGACAGCUCCCCUGGUCAUGAGAAGAACUACAAAUAUUGGCAAUGGGUGCAAGCUAUUUGAAUCCCCGUCCCAGUGUGUGUUCAGCAGUCGAUCUGCAAUGAAGAGAACAGACCGAUCUCAAGAGGAAUCUCCACAGGGCAGCACAAAGCGGCGGAAGAGCUUGGUUGGAGCUAGUCCUGGAGGGUCCCCCGAGAUUCUCCACCAGUCUUUAUCUUCGACGUCUUCACUCAAAGGGACCAUAGAGAACAUUCUGGACAAUGACCCCAGGGACCUCAUAGGGGAUUUCUCCAAGGGUUAUCUCUUUCAUACAGUUGCUGGGAAGCAUCAAGAUUUAAAAUACAUUUCUCCGGAAAUCAUAGCAUCUGUUUUGAAUGGCAAGUUUGCUAAUCUCAUUAAAGAGUUUGUUAUCAUUGACUGCCGGUACCCAUAUGAAUAUGAAGGAGGCCAUAUCAAGGGUGCAGUGAACUUACACAUGGAAGAAGAAGUUGAAGAGUUCUUGCUGAAGAAGCCCAUUGUACCUACCGAUGGCAAGCGUGUCAUCGUCGUGUUCCACUGCGAGUUUUCUUCGGAGAGAGGCCCCCGCAUGUGCCGGUAUGUGAGGGAGAGAGAUCGGCUGGGUAACGAAUAUCCCAAACUUCACUAUCCUGAGCUCUAUGUCCUGAAGGGAGGAUACAAGGAGUUCUUCCUGAAAUGCCAGUCUCAUUGUGAACCCCCCAGCUAUCGCCCCAUGCACCAUGAAGACUUUAAAGAAGACUUGAAGAAAUUCCGUACCAAGAGCCGGACGUGGGCAGGGGAAAAGAGCAAAAGAGAAAUGUAUAGUCGUCUGAAAAAACUCUGAAUGUGGUGGUGGGGUGCUGGUGCCCCCCCCCUUCCCCCUUCCUUUUUGCUGCAGGAAAAAAGAAAAAGGAGAGAAAAAAAAAACCAACUUGAACAAAGCCACGUGGCUUGGGUGACAUUUGGAGAGAGAGAGAGAGAGAGAGAGAAAGGGCCUGGGGCUUUCCAAGCCUUACAUGUGACUUGUCACACCCCUGGGGCAAUCUGCUAAGGCUGUUUAGUGCCACAAGUGCCGCCCUCCCCCCCUUGCCAAACUCCUUCACAGCUGGGUCCAGCCACGUGACCUCUCUCAGGAGAAGAAAAGCAACCAAGAGAGAUGCUACCGCUGCUGCUGCUGCUGGCCGAAUUACCAAAGACAGCCUGGGAAAGCAAGCCAGCAAGCCAGCGUCUGCGUGGGGAUACCCUAGAUCUUUUAAUUUAUUCAACCUCAUCAAUUAUUUUAAAUUUUUUUUAAACUCCUGGAGACUUUUACUGCUUCAUUAAGUCAAAAAUACUGCCAUUCUAGGUAGGGUGUUUUCGUGGUUUUUUUUUUUUUUUUAAUCAUCCCAGGGACUACCUCUGCUUUUAAUUUAAAAGGGAAAAAACAAGAAGAAAAAGGAAGGUAGGAGAUGAGAAAAGGGCAAGUCUGUUGGGAGUUUUGGGGGAGCAGAGCUUUGGAGCUCUGUCUCUGCCAUGCCCCCCACCCUCCACCCCCAGGUUGCACUGCAUAUACUAAGGGCUGCUGCUAUUAAAGUCACGAGCUGGGACACUCGUCUCAGGCUCAUUGUACAGGACAUAAGCUUCCCAUUUCCCCAGAACUACCUCCGGCCAUUGCGAUCUCUUUUUGGGGAGGAGUGGAGGGGGGGGGUUGGACUCCUGUCUGCUUCUCCACCCCAGAUCUCUGUGAACGGUAGCUGGUUAUAGGAAUCACAGAAAAGCACUUGAGGCAGCUUCCCCCUAUUUUCUUCCCAUGUUGGAACUUUGGUAGCACGGAGAUCCCAAGGUAUUGAAUCUAGGGGGCUGGGGUGGACUAGGGUGAAUGGACUCCAUUAUAUGAGUCAAGAAUGGAAUCAGAGUCUAGCUAGUGGUUCCUGGCAUAAAGGUGACACAUUGUAGGUUCUUUUCUUCUAAGGGAGUUGUGGAAUUUGAAGGUAUU